Rhopilema esculentum is the source of this 4706-nucleotide messenger RNA. NCBI's taxonomy places the organism in Eukaryota, Metazoa, Cnidaria, Scyphozoa, Rhizostomeae, Rhizostomatidae. The record is from RefSeq and is a predicted model, not a curated record.
ACAUUUCUCAGCAAGAAAUCUUUUGAACUCAGUCCUUGAAUAAAACGUUUGUAUACCUUACUUCUAGAGGUAAUCAAAUAGCGAUUGCGGAGCUCUCCAAACUACAGAAGCAUCCGACUUAAUGAUUAUUUUUAAACGACAUUGUAGUAUUUUGUGGUGGACAGCUCUUACCUGCGUUACCUAGUUUCAUGCUCAGUUCUGUUUAUAGGCAACUAGAAUGACCUUCAUGCCAUUAUGACAAACGUAAAACUCAUAUAUUGAGGUAGAAUCGGUAUAAGCAUGAAGUAAACUUCCGUUCAAAAAGUAUUUGGACACCUUUGAUGCGUUGCAUUGAAUUUGCUUUUGCAAAGGAAACUUGUUCAGAUAUAAGCAGUCCUUUUUAAAUAAUCUAAGCCUAUGUAACCCAAAGAUAUGGUUAAAAGUUGGAUUCUUAACUUUGGAUUCUUAAAAUUCGGCACAAAAGAAAACCCUUUUCUGCAAAUAACCAUAAAGGCAGUGAAUUCUUUAAGUUUUCCUGUAUCUAACGACAACAUGUGCAAAAGAGUUGUGUGGCCUAAAAACGGCAAACUCACACGACCUUAGCAAAUUUUGUAGACAUGCCUAAACUAAGUAAAUUGUUUCGAUUCGCAUUUUUAUCUAGAACAAAAAUUAUAUUCUCAUUGCAAUUCUAUCUUAGCGUUGACAAGAUACAAGUGUAAUGCGAGUUGCAGUCGUUUUUACAUAUCAUAUUAAUAAUAUGCAGAAGACCUUCCAGCUGUAGUAAACAGAGCUACCUACAUUCCCGGAAAAAAAAUGGUUGAGACUUUUCAAGAAAAGCUUAUAUUUUCACUUUUCAUUAAAAAAUAACUCCCCCUCUCCUCCAAUUCAAUGUUGAAUGCAUGAUUUUGAAGGAGAAAUGAUAGAACUACAAAUCCAACAUUGCUUCGGGGGAAAAGGGGGUGAUUCGAUUUUACAGGGGCAAGGUAAAGUAGAAAAUUACAAAAAUUGUAUUUUGUCUCAACAUUUUUGUCCGGGGUUGUAGAUUCAAUGCAAGAAUGAUAACGUUGGAAUAGAAAAGCUAUAAAGUGUUAUAAACCCUUUUUAAAGAUCAAUGUCUCCGUCAGCAUCCUUCAGAAAAAAUAUCCUUAUUCAUAUGGGUAGAUUAUAAAGGUUCCAUUGCACGUUUCAUAGAUACAGAAUAGUAAAUUUCAUUGUGAUUGGGUAUAUCUCUUGCUUUAUACCUUUCGAUCUCUUUUGAAAAGUAGGCUCAAAUUUUCAUUGAAUAUUUUUGAAGACAUAGGUUCCUUGAAAGAGCUUAUUCUCAUUCUUUAUCUCAUAUGUCUAUUUGAAGUUUAUUCUAUUUAAUUCUGAAAAAAAGUUAGCUUGUUAUAAAUUUUAUUCAUUGAUGAGUUGUCAAUGGUUAUCGACACAAACCGUGCCCCUACUAUCAAGUUCCGAGUUCCAUUGAUGACUUUAGAAUGCCGAAGGUGUUCUCUUGAUUCGUUAAGAAUCAUUCGACGGUUCUGCGCAAGACAUCAUGAUUGCAUUCAACCAAGCCAAGAUGGACAUCCUUAAGACUGCUCUAGAGCAGUUUCGCAGGGAUAAAGUGUUGUGUGACGUAAAGAUUCUGUCACAGGACAGAGAGCAUCAUGCACAUCGUGUGAUACUAGCUGCAGGAAGCGAUUACUUUAGGACGAUGUUUGAAAGUGAUUUUAAAGAAACACAAUCAGGGGUUAUAGACCUAGGUGACAUUAGUAGCAUAUUAAUGGAUAUCAUUCUGGAUUUUAUAUACACUGGCGAUGCUCGGGUAAGCCCUUCAAAUGCUUGUGAUUUGUACUGCCUGGCUGACCGCUUAGCAAUGAAAGGUCUUAAGAGUCAAUGCAGGAUGUAUUUGCUGGAAAAUCAAGACACGUCGACAUGCCUUAGCAUAUUGAGAAUGGCGCGAUGUUAUAAUGAUGAAUGUCUUGAAAAGUCUGCUCUAGAUUUCAUUUUGCAGAACUUUACUGAUCUCACAAAAACCCAAGAAUUCUUGGAUAUAAGCAAAGACGAACUAUGUGAAGCCAUUGCACACAGUGAAAUGAACGCUGAGAAGGAAGAAGACAUAUACAAUGCAGUUAUUUGCUGGGCAGACAACGAUCCAGAUAAACGCAAUAAAGAACUAGCUGAUAUAUUCACGUUUAUAAGAUUCCCUUUAAUGGACUUAGAUUUCUUGGAAAAUAAAGUUCUACACAACAAUAGAGUGACAGACAGCCAAUGGAAUACUACAAUCUCUGACAUAUAUCAACGGUGUUGCAGAUUCCACAAACACAAUGAGACGCAUGCAUUCUUCUGGGUGCCUAAGGACAUGCCUUGUUAUUGUCGUGAAUCUCGUGUCCCAUCUUAUAUAAUCUAUAUUCCAGGUGGAUGGAGUAACGGGCGCUGUCUCGCCAUAACAGAAUGUUACAACCCAAAAAGCGAUCGCUGGACAAUGGCACAUAACCUCAAGGAUCCCGAUGGCGCUAAAUGCUAUUACGGAUCGGCUCAAUUGGGAAAACUUGCUUACUUUGCUGGUGGUUACGACGGGAGCGCCUAUCUCAACACUGUUAGAUGUUUCAAGCCAUGCACAAAAGAUUGGUCGGAAAUUGCGCCAAUGCACACCAAACGCUGCUUCAACAACCUGGUUGCAUUGAACAAUGAGUUAUAUGCUAUCGGUGGAUUUGAUGGGAUGAAGCGACUGUCUUGCGUGGAAAGGUACUCUGUUAGUUUAAACCAGUGGACAAGAGUGGCUUCUCUUGGCACUGCCAGGAGUGACAGUGCCGCCGUCACAUGUGACAAUCAUAUAUACGUUUUUGGUGGGUACAGUGGUGACAGCUUGCAGUCGGUUGAGUACUACGACGGUGAGGUAUGGCGAUAUGCCACGCCGAUGAACAGCAAAAGGAGUGGCGCCAGUGUCGUUUCAUUACCUGACGGGCGUAUUUUUAUGAUGGGUGGUUACGACGGGAUUUCAAGAAAGAACACCACGGAGUUUUAUCAUAUCAAGUCAGAUACAUGGACCGACGGGCCACCAAUGCACACAGCUCGUAGUAACUUUGCCACUUGCAUCGCUGGUAGCUAUGUUUAUGCGAUUGGUGGCUACACUGGACAAACUACACUUCAAGACGUUGAACGAUAUGAUCUUGUAUCAGAAAGCUGGACAGUGGUUGCAAGGCUAAACUAUGCUAGAAGUGCAAUGAAGGCAUGCAUUUUCAACGGUAUGCACAAUCUCAAUGAUUUUAUUCCAUUUGAUACCAGCAGCAACGGGAGCAAAGUCAACGACUGCUUGAUUGAACGAUUAAAUCAAAGCGAGGUUACAGUAGAGAGGCUGCUGCGAAGCACAAGAGCUAGUAGAGGGCCUCUAUCGUGAGAUGAAAACUGCUUGGAUUGUUAAGGGGUAUCUUUUGUUGCAAUUAUGACUCCUCUUCUCCAUGAUGGCACAUCCCCAGAUGUGUAAUUAUGGAGAAAAGGAGUUAUAAUGUUUGGCCUAGGAGAUAUAUGACCCAUAAAUGUUUAGAUAAGAAAUAGGUUCUUCUAUGACGGUCUUUUCUGCACAUUAUAUAAGGAUUUGUAUGGUUUAGCCUGUUGUCUAUUAUGUUAAUUGCAGGUUUUAGAUUCCUCAUAGUUAUGUAUUUUGAACAUUCAUUCUUUUGUAAUUACCAAACAAAUUAUUUCAUUUUGGUAAAAAUGUACAACAAUAGUUACGUUGCCUAAACCUUUAGUAAAAAUAUAAACCCGUAAUUACUAUUUUUUAAUAGAAAUGUACACCUAAAAAUAGCUCACACCAGCUGUCAUAUACCUAUUACUCAGCCUGGCGCCCUUCCCUUUAAUCAGGCGGAAAGGUGCCCUUACCUAACCUACUAAAACCACUGAUUAGUGACACAAACUCGUUUGCCCAAUUUAUGUUUUGUUGUCCUAAGGGCCAAGCCAGGGGUGUAGUGCAGUGCCGCAGGGUCUGGGCCAAAGUUACCCUCUAAAAUCUUUACCUGCUACUGAAAUCUUGACAGAGAAAGAAAUUUCAUUUCUGUUGACUUGAUAAGUAGCUAUCAGAGGAAUCUUUAAUGCCCCUUCUAUUAGUACUUACCCUAUAGUUGAAACAGUGAGCCAAUUGAUUCGUUUUUUUAGAUUUCGAAGGUGCCAACUGUUUCAAUGAUGAAUCAAGAUAAAAACACAACGAGAGGCGUUCGGUUAAACAAGAGUUUAUACUAAUUUGUUGUAAUAUGCAGUAGUUCUUAUAUGUGGGUUCUAAGAUUGGGGGGGGGGGAGGCAAAGGCGAGUUGAGCGAUUGGUCCACACCAUUUGGAAGGCCAGAAAAUGUCCUUUUUCAAAGAUACUUUUUCAUUGGGGGGGGGGGGGGCUGUCCUGCCCCUCUCGCUUUCCACUUACUACGCUGCUAUUUCUAAUUGAACUUUGAUAUUAUUAACCCCCCCCCCCCAGUCAAAUGUUCUCCUUUUUCAAGCCUCACAUCCUUUUACUAAGAAUGGCAUAAGUGAUGAUCGCAAACAAACUGUGUUUAUUGCAAAAUAAUAUUGUUCUUGUGAACUGGUACAGUAGUGUAGUAAACGAGUAUUUUCACAGAAUUUUUGUUACAUCAAUUAUAUCUCAUAUCGCAGUGUAGUAAAGAGAUCUCUCAUAUCCCUAGCCCCCGCGCUCUUCUUUUAUGCUCGGUUGACAAUUAUUGAUAACAAUUUUGAUUCUCAAAAACUAAUUUUCUU